AUGGUUAAAUUGUUCAAAAUCGCCUUAAUCCAACUCGUGCUCGUCAUUUUUAUUGCAAAUGUUGCCCUUGAAGCUGCUACCACGAAACUAAAUGUUAUGGACAAGUGUUGGAGACCAAAUCCGCAUUGGCGUCGAUUUCGCCAACAACUUGCUCAAUGUUCAGUCGGAUUUGCAGGAAAAAUGAUAGGUAAUAUCGGUAGAGGUGUUACACAUUAUAAGGUAACUGAUCCUUCUGAUGAUCCUUUAAACCCUAAACCCGGGACUUUGAGAUUUGGAGCAACAUUAGUCAAAGGAAAAAAAUGGAUCACUUUCAAAAGAAACAUGAAGAUCAAUCUCUAUAAACCACUUCUCAUUAGUAGCUUCACUACCCUUGAUGGUCGCGGUGUUAGCGUACACAUCUCUGGUCCUGCUUGCCUCCUCGUCUAUCAGGCCACGGAUGUGAUCAUACAUGGCUUGAAGAUCCAUGAUUGUAAACCGCAUCCACCAAGCUCAGUGAUGGGACCAGACUCAAAGAUCAUCGAGCUAGGUCAAGUUGAUGGUGACGCGAUUGGGUUAAUCACUGCAAGAAAAGUGUGGAUUGAUCAUAACACACUCUACGAUUGUCAAGAUGGUCUUCUUGACGUCACAAAAGGGACGACUGACGUCACCGUGUCCAACAAUUGGUUUAGGAACCAAGACAAGGUCAUGCUUUUAGGACACGACGAUGGUUACAUAAGAGAUAAAAAGAUGAGAGUCACUGUUGUGUUUAACCACUUUGGUCCUAACUGUAACCAGAGAAUGCCAAGGGUCCGACAUGGAUAUGCACACGUGGCAAAUAACUAUUACCAAGGAUGGACUCAAUAUGCCAUUGGAGGAAGCAUGAGUCCACGUGUCAAAAGUGAAUCCAACUACUUUGUCGCACCUAAGGUGUUGAUUGGUUCACCUGCUAGCACCCACAAACGCUGCGUUUGCGGGUGGUAG
Messenger RNA from Arabis nemorensis, 960 nucleotides. The record is from the annotation of a GenBank genome assembly. NCBI's taxonomy places the organism in Eukaryota, Viridiplantae, Streptophyta, Magnoliopsida, Brassicales, Brassicaceae.